GAGUGGUGAGGUGCUGGAACAGCUGCCCAGAGAGGCUGUGAUGCCCCGUCCAUCCCUGGAGGUGUUCAAGGCCAGGUUGGAUGGGGCCCUGGGCAGCCUGGGCUGCUGUGAAAUGGGGAGGUUGGUGGCCCUGCAUGGCACAGGGGGGUUGGAGCUUCGUGAUCCUUGAGGCCUCUUCCAACCCUGGCCAUUCUGUGAUUCUGAUUCUGUGAUCUUGGAGAUGGGAACUCAAUCUGUCACAUCAAGAGUGCAGAAAAUGUUGUGCAGCUGAUGAAGUUAUGAAAACAGUCGAGGCUUUGUUUGAAUAGCUUUAGCAAAAGAAGGAAGCAGGGUUUGGGGCGGCUCUUUCUAAUGGCAGCCACCGGGGACCAGUGAUGAAGAAAAGCCCGGGAGGGCAAGAGCAUGGGAAAAAUGCUCCUGCAUUGCUCAUUUCCACUUGGUUCUGAUGGGAGCAGAGAGGACACAGAGCUGAAGAAACGCUGUGGGGCUGUUUUAUGGCGGAGGCUGAAGGGUUUGGUUUGCCUUACAGAGCAUCAAGCCCAGCAGUGGGGUUUCCACAGAGCUCUGAAGCUUGCUGUGUAUUCAGCUGGUGUUCGGUGCUGCAGGUAGGACUGGCCUGGCGGUGCUGCAGAGGAGCACGUCUGGGCCUCUGCCAUUCUCACCUGCAUGUUGUUAAUUCCUAGUAAUUAGAGGUGAGUUGUUGGGUGUCCAGGAGGCCUUGGAUUCUUGUCUGCAGGCUGUUUCUGUAGUUUCUGGGUAGGUGUGCUGGAAGUCCUCCGUGCCAAGUUUCAGCUCGGGAUAAAGGAUGGGAGAUUCUGCUCCUCAUGCUGUCCUUCUGUUUAUCCCAGACACCGGUGUUCCCUCUUUGCCUCACUUCAGUUUGAUGUUUUUGGCCCUAUGCUGUGUCUGGAGCUGCAGGCUGAGUGCUUCUGUGAAGCACAGGGUGCUGCCAGGGGCGUUGGCCUGCACAGCACAAAGGAAAUGUUGUCUUGCAGCAGUGUGGAUGCAAGCAGGACUUUGGAUUGAAUGCUGCCAGUUCUGUGGCCUUUCUCCUGCCUGCCAAAUUACUUAAACUCCUUGAAUCCUCCUCCUUCUACUCGCUCUUCUUUUUCCCCUCGCCCCAAGAAAGUGCAGUCUGAAGUAGGCUUUAAAUGCAGCAGGAAGAGAUGUCUGAUCUGUGGGCUGUGAUUCUGUGACUGGCUUUUCUACACAGAACUGCAAAGGGAGACUCCAAGCCCACUUGUGCUAAAAGCCUCAUCAAUGCAACAGUGUGUUUUCUGAGAUGGUGAGCCCACAGGUUGGCAGUGGGGACCCUGAGAUCUUGGGUCCAACAAUGUCAGAGUUUCUUUUUGAACACGUGGAUGCCUUGGGCAGUGCUGCAGAUAGAGCUGGUAUUUCAGGGAGGUUUUGACUGGAGUUCGGUGCUGUGCAGCUGGAAUGGCAUAUGGAUUCUAGAUGGGUUUGUGUGGUGAGUGUGUCUAUCAGCACCAGAGUCACUCCUUUAAUAAAUGGAGGUGGCACUGCACAGAUGAAAUGGGUGUUUGAGGAAGGUCCCCAAACAAGGCCAUCCUGUCUGCAAGAGGAUCCUUGACAUGCUUGGCACUGUCUCAGUUAUGCCAAAUGUUGCCAGCAAAUGUUGCUCCAGUCUGCUUGCCAAAGUGAGAGAGCCACUAAAUCUCUAUCAGAAGCUGUGCUUUGCUGCAGGUUUUCUCCUAACAGCCAUGCAGCAGAAUUGUUUCCUUAAUUUUCAUAGCACAGAAGUCUUUUGAAAUAAUCAGCUGAUAAAUAUUGGGGAUUUUUGGUGGCACUUUGCAUGCAGGCCUCUUUCUGCUGCAGCCAUCCGUUGUCACAGAAUCACAGCAUGGCCUGGGUUGCACAGGAGCACAGAGCUCAUCCAGCUCCAACCCCUGCUGUGUGCAGGUCGCCAACCAGCAGCCCAGGCUGCCCAGAGCCACAUCCAGCCUGGCCUUGAAUGCCUGCAGGGAUGGGGCAUCCACAGCCUCCUUGGGCAGCCUGUGCCAGUGCCUCACCACCCUCUGGCUGAAGAACUUCCUCCUCAUAUCCAACAUAAACCAUGGCAGAUGGUCUCUGCCAUCCCAUAACUUCACCUACAGCUGAGGAGUUCACUCUGCUUCUGCAGGGCUUUGGUUGCCUGAUGGAUCGUUGCUGGGAAAUGAGCAGAGUCGUGCUGUCAGGAAAGUAAGGCUUAGGUAAUAAAAUGGCAAACAUAAUUCAAUGUAGAUAAAUGUGAUGUGAUUCAGAGAGCUUGAAUGUGAAAUUGUGUGCAUCACUUCGUAUAUAAAAUGAUGGGCUGACCCUUAACACUGAAGAACAAAGUACUGCUGUGGGAGUCAGUCUCAGCAGUGAGCAAAAAGAAGAUCAAACGUGAAGAAGUAUUGGGAAGGAAAUAGAGGAUGAACCAGAACAUAAUUAUGGAACUGUAUAAAUCAGUGGCUCUCCCACAUUUUGGAUUCUUUGUGGCUUUUUCUUGUCGUUCAUCUCAAGAGAUACAAAAGAAUUGGAGGAACCUCAAAGAGAAGCAGUGAGGAUACUGGAGGGGAUGGAAUAGGUGCUGUGCAAGGGGGAGUGGAAUCGGCUCCAUCUCAGCACGGAGGAGGAACGGCUGGAAGAGAAUGGGAAGAAAUGGGAAGAACACACAGUAAUGAGCAGCACAGAGAGGGGCUGGGUGAGAACAGAUCUGCAGAACGAAGGAGCAUCACCUGAAAGUGACAGAGGUGCCUUGGAUGGUUGGAAGCACUGAGCUGUCAUUGCUGCUGUUCUUCCCUGCAGACGCUGCUGAAGAUGAAAUGGGGGCUGAGCUCAUUGUCCCACUGCCCACAGCAGUGCUGUUUUACCAUUAGCAAAUUGUGUCGAUUUAAAAACAGACCUUACUAAAACAGGUUCAGUUCCAUGUGAAAUAUUUGCAUUAUGUAGAUUGGAAUUCAGUGGGAGGCUUAUAAGCCUUUCUGCUGGGGCCGUCUUGCAACACUUCUCAUGAGGUGUUGAGAGGUCAGGAAUCAGGCACUUGUUAGAGGCUUUCCUUGUGCCUGCAUUCAAGACUGCUUGGCUGAAGUCAGUGAAAGCAAAUCGGAGCAUCCACCGACUUCAGUGUAUUUAAAACCCACGUUUGGUACUUCUGAAAAUAAGAUCUGAAUGGGGGUGUAAUCGUGUUUAAUUUUAGGGGCAUUGACUUCACCAACUUCUCCGAGUCCCAGUUUAGAAUAGAGCCUGGAUACCUGCUGGCAUUGCUGCAGAGGCUGCUUGUUUGGCACGAAUACCUGAAAUAUUUCUUCUUGGUGUUGUGACCCAUUUACACUGCGUUGCUCCCAUCUGAGAUGAGAUGGAGGCUGCAGUUCUGCUGUUUCCUGGCUCCUGUAUUGAGGGAGAGCAUUUGGGUGGCUGCUGUCCGUCUGCACCCCAGUGGUUGGGAUGGAACCAUUGGUGAGAAGCUCUGCCAGCUGGACAUCCCUUUGGGUUUGAAUGAGACAAAUGUCAAAUUCUUUAUUCUUUAUCGAACUCUUCCUCGAUGUACUUUAUUUUCAAGGAAUUUCACUUUAUUUUACCUUACUUUUCAGCAAAAUGUCUGGAACUGAUGAUUUUUCGUUGGCAGAUGCUUUGCCCGAUCAGUCUCCCGCUAAGACCCCCAAAGUGAGCGGCGCGAAGCCCGGCCAGCAGCCCUCCCAGCCGCCUCAGGGUUGGCCGCCCUCGAAUCCUUGGAACAACCCGAGCGCUCCCCCCGCCGGGCCCUCGGCGCUGCCGCCCAACACCUCCGCUUCCAGCGUGCCCUUCGGACCUCCUCCUACAGGAAUGUAUCCUUCAAUGCCCCCCGGACCGCCUGCUCCAUUUCCUCCUCCUCCUAGCGGACCCUCUUGCCCUCCUCCCGGAGGUCCGUAUCCGCCCCCAGCCGUGCCGGGCCCCGUCCCUCCUGGGCAGUAUCCUCCGCCAAACAUGCCCUUUCCAGAGCUUCCACGACCUUAUGGCGCUCCGACGGAGCCGGCUGCGCCUCCCGCUCCCGUCGGGCCGUGGGGAUCCAUGCCCUCUGCAGCAUGGGGACCGACGAUGGCGGGGCAGUAUCCCGCACCCAGCAUGCCGUAUCCCCCCCCAGGGCCGUACUCUGCUCCUGCCCAGACUCCGGGAGCGGCGCCGACGGUACCGUGGGGCACAGUCCCACCUGGAACGUGGGGACCUUCGCCGCCAGGUCCGUUUCCUCCACCCGCAGGAUCGUACCCGGCUCCAGGACUCUAUCCUACGCCCCCUAAUCCUUUUCAAGUGCCGUCUGGUCCUGCUGGUGCUCCGUCCAUGCCGGGCGGCCCCCAUCCUUACCGUUGAACACGUUCUGGGCAACAAAGUACUGUAGCUUUCCACCUUCAUCCACUACUUACAGAGAUUUUUACAGUUUUUGUUUCAGUAAUGUUUGGGGCUAUGAAGAAUACUUGCCUCUUGUAUGUGCAUUUGAGGUAUGAAGGAGCAAUUUAGCAAUUUGCAUAACAUUAACUUGCUCGUAUGUUGGCGUAAUUGUUUGGUUUAAUGAAACGAGCUACAGAGAGCAGAAGUAAAACUGAAAUCCGUGGUUCUUACUCUGGCCAAUAUUCCUUGGGAAAGUGAGAGCUGCCAAGUAAGGAUCCUAAAGAAUCAGGCACAAGGACUUGCGAAUCAGAAACAGCUUAAAUUUCCACGAAUGCUUUAAGUCUCGUUGCCGGACUCGUGCUGGUUGUUGAAUGGAUGGAUGGUCGUAUCUUGUCUAUUUUCAGGUUAUUCUAAAAUGUCAAUAAAAAGUAUUUCAAGAUUUUUUUUUUUUUGGUCAAGAAAUGUAAUUUUUGAACGUGCUGCAGUAAUGGAAACGACAGAGACGGAGCGCGUGAACUCGAAGGCUUUCUCAGCACUCUGUAAAUCCUGCACACAGUUAACGGCCCGGUCUGGGACUGCGGAGGAGGAGGAGGCGUGCGUUGAAAUGCUGGCUGUGAGCGGCCGGCGCCCUGCUGCUGUCUGUGCAGUGCAGAGCUGGAUGUUGCCGUUCCCUUUCACGGACCGCUGUGAGUUUCAUGCAUGCCCAUGAGGACUUCGCUUUGCCAGUUCUCGUUCUGUGGUGGUUGGAGGUUUGACUUGGUCUGUGUAAAGCAUUAACUCCCACGUAGGUAAAGUACUUCCCUAUAUCUAACCUGGGUUCUGGUUGUUUAAAUUUGACUUGUCUGCCGAGUUGUGUAAACUCAGCGGGUGUUUUCAGAGUCCCUAGAAACUGAACUUGAGCUUAAAAGGUGAAGAAAACCAGCCUGGCCAUUCCCUUCCCAGCAGGUUUUGGCGAGGCUUUUCUUUCUAUCUGCUCCAGCCAUUCCCUUGUGCCAUCCUUACUGCCACAGCUGGGGACGAGCAAACCUCACCGGGGCUCCACUGAACGUGGGAAUGGAGAGCAGCGCUCCGUUCCCGGCCAGGUGCCUGCAUACCUCACUGAGAGCGUAAUUUGGGAUGUUUAGAAGCUGUGUGCUGCUGUGUGGCUGCCCCUGCUCUGGAAGGGGCGCUGCAGGAAGCUUUAUAUUCUUGCCAUAUCUGUGCUGGGGUGACUGCUGGUGCGGCGUUACUGAGGCACAGCCACGCGUUGCUGAGGAGCUCUGGUGGCAUUUCAUAGCCUGGAUUUGAGCGUGGACGUUUCGCUUCUCCUCGGGUGGGGAUCUCCUAACUUAGCCUCUGUAGGUAGAAUUAGGAAUCAGUGUUGCUUAACGUGUAGCUCGUUAGGGAGUCUUCGUAUUGUGGAACUGUGAAAGCAAGUUAAUUCGCUUCCCGUACCUUGCCAUGGCUUCCUGCAUGCAUGUGAUGAACUUCAGAACAAGUGGGCUGAGCUGGCAGUGGUGCCUGUUGGCUGCGCCGGCCCAUGGCAGAGCACUGCGGUGUCCCUGCAGGGGAGAGCUGGGGCUCCUUGAGUCUGCCAUGAAAACUGAAGGUACGAGCAUCUCUUGUCUCAGUUACAGGAAGAUGGCACUGGAGCUGAAGAGAAAUGCGUAACACUUCAGCAUAAAUGCCAGCUCUGACCCUAGGAAUCAGAACCCAAAGUGUCAGUAUUACCUUAAGCAAACCCCUUGGCCCCCCGGGCAGCGCACUUCACUUAGAUCUUGGCGAGACCAAUUCCAAAUAAACACAGUAGAACACUGCCUACAUUUGCUCAAGUGCUUUUAAUUUCAAUACCUGCAGCCUUAGGUUAUAAACCAAUGUGAUGAACAACACCUGUCCCAAAGGAGCGGAUCGUGCAGCACCCUCCAGUUCCACAUUGCACUCUGUGUCUGUGCGGAAUGGGAAGAGGUAGGAAAGGAGAGGGCAGCAAACGUAGCAAGGAAUGACUGCUGGAAGGGGAUUUGUUUUGGUAACCAGGCUUCCAGGUUCUUCCUGAAGUAGGCAGGAUCAAUUACCGGAACGUUUAGGCUAAAAUUCAGUAUAUAUGGGAUGUUUUUUCAAUGUAUAUUCGUAUUUCUUGAGGUCAUGAGAACUGUUUCAUAACCCCUUUGUUUUUGUGAGCCAAGUUCUUUGCAUAGCAGUGAAAAAAAGGGUAUCCCUGUUAAUCUAUUGUGUAAAAACUCAAGUUGUCACUAUAUGCCGUGUAGUAACUUUAUCACAUGUUAUGUCAAGUGUGAGCAACUUCUGGCCUGAAGCUUUUGCAAUGGAAUUUGUCCAUUUCUAUGCAUCGUUUGAGUUAAAUUGCUGAGGAGUUCGUUUUGUGCUUUGAGGUUGACAUACUGCAUUUGUUUACAAUAUGAAAUAUAAGCAAUCACAUCUUUAAAGUAUAGAUUAUCACCUGCUGCUGUAUUUUCUUUAGAUGAAACAAAUAUUGCUGUAUGAUAGUGAGAAGCUAUAAAUACAGGAUUUGAUAUUUUUUUGAAGAUGCUGUCACUUUUGUAUAAGAUUAGACAUUAAACGUAUUUUCAAGAC
This is a messenger RNA of Tympanuchus pallidicinctus (lesser prairie-chicken), 6915 nucleotides long. RefSeq names its product mitogen-activated protein kinase 1 interacting protein 1 like (gene MAPK1IP1L). The record is from RefSeq and is a predicted model, not a curated record. Bases 3481 to 4329 code for a protein of 282 amino acids. Lineage: Eukaryota; Metazoa; Chordata; Aves; Galliformes; Phasianidae. The transcript is spliced from 4 exons.